AUGGAAAACAUCGAACUCACCCCUCAGACCCCCAGCUAUUCUAACAAUACCUGGGAGCUCGAAGGUCAGAGUAAUGAGCACAUUGUGGCCGUGGCCGUCUUCGCGUACGAAGUUGCGAAUAUUAUACAGCCCGGGAUCGAAUUUCGCCAGCACACCAACCUGAAAAAUUCCUACUAUCAGUACUACGAGGAAGUCUUUCCAACAAUAGAUGAUGGAUGGAGAGAUCUUUAUCCCUCUAGGGUUGGAAAGUCGUACGAAAAGGAAUUCAAAGCAAUGGCGAGUAUCCUAGGAUUUGCACCGCGAGACCUGUCCGCGAGGUUCGACAGCGGUAUGUCUUUCCAAACCACGGGUUCUGUCGCGACCCCACAGGGGCGACUAGUCACAUUUCCCAAUGUCCUAGAGCACCGACUGGAACCAUUCGAACUGUCUGACCCAACGCGUCCUGGGCAUUAUCGGUACAUCAAGCUAUACUUGGUUGACCCGCAAUGUACCACCUCAACGGCUUGA
Molecule: messenger RNA, 507 nt
Organism: Penicillium subrubescens
Lineage: Eukaryota; Fungi; Ascomycota; Eurotiomycetes; Eurotiales; Aspergillaceae
Exons: 1
Coding region: 1-507 (168 amino acids)
Source: RefSeq, a predicted model, not a curated record